This is a messenger RNA of Mauremys mutica (yellowpond turtle), 2586 nucleotides long. It is a transcript of the gene PLEKHA2, whose product is annotated as pleckstrin homology domain containing A2. The record is from RefSeq and is a predicted model, not a curated record. Gene Ontology annotation, molecular function: PDZ domain binding. The transcript has 12 exons. Gene Ontology annotation, cellular component: cytoplasm; membrane. Bases 132 to 1421 code for a protein of 429 amino acids. NCBI's taxonomy places the organism in Eukaryota, Metazoa, Chordata, Testudines, Geoemydidae.
GCGGAGUCGGAGCGCCGAGCACCCUCCCCACGGUGUUUUUAUGGAGCAGCGCCCGGCUCAAGUCGGAAAGAGGCUGGAAUAACUGCGCGCCAAGGGCUCCCGCUGUGGGGUGAUGCUACAAGAAGCCCGGAAUGCCUUAUGUGGAUCGACAGAAUCGUAUCUGUGGGUUUCUAGACAUUGAAGAAAAUGAGACCUGCGGCAAGUUUCUGCGAAGAUAUUUCAUCCUGGACACUCAGGCCAAUUGUCUCCUGUGGUAUAUGGACAACCCCCAGAAUCUGGCUCUCGGGUCAAGAGCUGUCGGAUCUUUGCAGCUAACCUAUAUAUCCAAGGUCAGCGUCGCCACCCCGAAACAAAAACCGAAAGUCCCGUUCUGCUUUGUUAUCAAUGCUUUAUCUCAGCGCUAUUUCUUACAAGCCAGCGAUCAAAAGGACCUACAGGACUGGGUGGAGGCUCUGAACCGUGCCAGCAAGAUUACGGUGCCAAAGAGUGGUAGUUUGCCCCCAGCCACAGAGAUUACAAAGCCCCCCAUUGCACCCCAGACCCAGGAGAAGAAACCACAGGUGGCCUACAAAACUGAGAUCAUUGGAGGGGUGGUUGUGCAUACACCUAUCUCUGUCAAUCAGAAUGGAGGGGAAGGCACAGAUGGAGGCGACGUGGCCACUCACCCUCUUCUGAGACGCUCCCAGAGCUGCGUACCCACCUCUGCCUCCAAGCCGUCCACAGGGCCACCCAUCCUCAAGAGCGGCUACUGCGUGAAGCAGGGGAAUGUGAGGAAGAGCUGGAAACGCCGGUACUUUGCUCUUGACGACUUUACCAUCAGUUAUUUCAAGUGCGAGCAGGACAAGGACCCCUUGCGUUCGAUCCUCCUCAAGGAUGUCCUCAAAACCCACGAAUGUCUAGUCAAAUCUGGUGACCUUCUCAUGCGGGACAAUCUGUUUGAAAUCACAACGAGCUCUAGGACAUUCUACAUCCAGGCAGACAGCCCUGAAGAUAUGCACAGCUGGAUCAAAGCAAUCACAGAGGCGAUGCAGGCUCUGAAAAGCCGCCCAAGGGAAAUGUCCUUCGCAAGAUCCAUUUCUUCUAUGAGCAGGCCUGGGUGCUCCAAUCUUUCAAGCUCCUUGAUCCCCUCCUUGCCCCGAAUGAGACAGCCCGGGGAUGAGAGGAAAGCACUCUGCAAAACCCCUUCUACCCCAUCCUGGCAGCCUUGGACACCAGUGCCGCAGCCAGGAGGGAAGCAGCCCAUGAUAGAGGAGAUGACCAGGCAUAUGAGAGACUCAGUGUUUGUGCCCUCGUUCACAGAGUGUGAUGCUGGAGCCAUGCAGCAGAGGCGUGUACGGCACAGAUCUGAACCCCAGCACAUUAAAGAGAAGCCAUUUGUGUUUAACCUGGAUGACGACAACAUCCGGACCUCUGAUGUGUAACCAAACCCAGGCUCUUUUUGCCUUCAGUUGGUUUUUGUUUUUUUAAAUGAUGAACUCUGUUGAUAGCAGUUUAAUGCAAAGGUACCUUGAUUCUACCCCAGCCACAUGUAGUGGUAUCAGCUAGCCCGAGCCAGCAUAGUGCGCCACUUGUGUAAUAACCAUUGCAAUGUGAUGUACUCCGUCUGCUGAAACAGAGCAGAGUUUGGACUGGAAGAGCUGGUCUCCUCAGUACAAGUGUGGAUACGUGUGCUGAGUGCAUUGAGCCAGAUUAAUCUCUGGUGAAACUCCAUUUAAUUAUCCAAGAUGAAUUUGUCCUGUUUUUGCCAACUCUCUCCAGUGAUAUACGCUUUAGGUAGAACCACUUCCCUUGGUAGUGUUGCUUUCCCAGAAAAGGAAGUGGAGGUCACAUAUUUCUAACAGUUCCCCUCUUCCCCACCCCUCCACCGAAAGCCCACCUUUAACAGCCCAGUUUCUUUCUGUACCACCAGGCUGCCAGUGGUGAGCAUGAGAACUGAAGCAGCUGCUGGAGGAAGGCAAUGAGAACUGUCAGUAGCAAAGGCAGCCCUUUGUUUUAUUAGGAGGACAUCACUGUGACUUGGUGAUCUUAAACCCAUUUUGUGCUCACUUUGUGCAGGCAUAAAUGACGACCACACAUGGUGUAAAUUGGAAAGCAUCAGCGCCCAGUGCCUAAGCUGACAAAACAGCACUACCUUUAGCAAAUACCGUGGUUCUGAAUUCUUGGGAAUCAUGCAGGAAAUAUAGGACAAGAUAUUGUCAAAGGCACAGAGGGCAGUUAGGUGCCCAGUUCUCAUUGACUUUCAGUAGGAGGUGGAUGCUUAACUCUCCCAUACAGGCCAAAAAGGAAUGAAUGAGUCACACUAGGAAAUCUGCUGUGUUUGUAAAAAGAAAGAACACUGCAACUUUAAAACUGGCUUCCUAGGAGACCAGCUCUUCACAGUGGCCAACUAACAAUGUAUUAACAAAUCUAUUUUCUUUGUAGUAACUCCUUUUCUAGCCAGGGCCUUUACAUGACGUCAGACUCUGGAAAAAGCUCCUUGUUCAGACCUAUGUAACACUUCAUGCAUUGAUGAUAACAAACAUGUUUCUUGGUAUAUUUAUAUUUUUUUAAAAAUGUGAGUCAAGGAUAACACCACUUCUUUGCAGA